AUGGCCAAAACAAGAGGAAGCACGAACGUGAUGAUGUUUACCAUAAAUGGAACAGAUGGCAUGGGGACCUUGGCGUGUUUCGAGGAUUUAGGAAAUAAACUCGUCGAGACGUUACGAAUAGAUUUUGUACCGUACACGGAGAGAGAUUCAAGAGGGAGUGCAAUGCAGUAG
Bathycoccus prasinos is the source of this 171-nucleotide messenger RNA. RefSeq lists its product with no specific name. The record is from RefSeq and is a predicted model, not a curated record. Lineage: Eukaryota; Viridiplantae; Chlorophyta; Mamiellophyceae; Mamiellales; Bathycoccaceae. The coding region runs from base 1 to 171 and encodes 56 amino acids. The transcript has a single exon.